Hydra vulgaris (swiftwater hydra) is the source of this 375-nucleotide messenger RNA. The record is from RefSeq and is a predicted model, not a curated record. Lineage: Eukaryota; Metazoa; Cnidaria; Hydrozoa; Anthoathecata; Hydridae.
AUGUAUGGAAGAAAUACGAGUGUAAAACAAACAAAGAGGCCGAGAUCUCGGUCUUUAAAAAGUGAUGGAAGCCAGAGUUCAAUUACGCGUUCUCUCAUCGGUAGAGAUUCUCCUCCUUCAUAUUUAAAGUGGAGUUCUGAAAAUUAUAGAUCUCAAAGUAGUUCUCCGAUAUCAAUGCAGUCUGGCAAUCGCACUCCUUUAAGUUCAGACGAUGAAAGUUUAUACCCUUAUGCUGGUGCUAAAUUUAGUAGUCCACCAGCAGCUUGUGUUUUGCCAAUGCCACCAAUGAGUUGGUUGGUAUCUUCUCAGUUAGAGCAAGUUGCUCUUCAUGCUAUGACUUCUCAUUUACGGCAAAUUCUUAAAGUAUCUGGUUAA